This is a messenger RNA of Schistocerca gregaria, 6895 nucleotides long. Its product is annotated as amphoterin-induced protein 3-like. Lineage: Eukaryota; Metazoa; Arthropoda; Insecta; Orthoptera; Acrididae. The record is from RefSeq and is a predicted model, not a curated record. Gene Ontology annotation, molecular function: protein binding. The transcript has 6 exons. Bases 461 to 1498 code for a protein of 345 amino acids. Gene Ontology annotation, cellular component: extracellular matrix.
CGCCGCUGCUCGUCCAGCUGUGCGCCUCCAUUAGUCGCGGCCGCAGACCUGCGGGAUCCACCCAUGUGCCUCAGAGUGGUUCGUUUGAGGAGAAGGGACACAGCACACCUGCAAGUACGUAAGCGGUUGCUCUCGCCUGAGAGUAGUCGCGCUCGAACCCCGGUGCAGUCUGCGGCGGCGGCACGGCUGAGCAGAUAGCGGGCCGCGACUUCUGCCGUGACGUCACAGUCUGCGCGGGUAGCGGCAGCGCAGGGGCGCCACUGGUUGGCGCAUCCAGGCGUCCAGUCCAGUCUACCAGCGGCGGCCGAGCCAGCCAACAGCAAGCGGGCGGCAGCAGCGGGCACGAGCGACAUGCGGCGCGGGGUGGCGGUAUAGCCCUCGAGUUCUGGUGUUGAGUGUGCUGUGAGCGAGUGGGGAUCACGAGUGACGUUGACUGUUGGACACCACAGCGAGAAUAAAGAUGAUCUGGCGGUGGCUGCUGCUGUUGCUGGCGGCGGCGCUGUGCUGCGCGGCCUUCGAGCUUCCAGACAAGGGACGCGGCUGCGUCGUGCUGCGGACGCACGGCAUGCUGGGAGCGGACUGCAGCUCCAGGGACCUCAGGGACGUCCCGCAGAACCUAGACACCCGCAUACAGGUUCUGGAUGUGUCUGACAACAAGAUAAGAGAGCUCACUACCAACUCUCUGUCAAAAUAUUCCAGUCUGAGGUUUCUCUACUUAGGAGACAACACGAUAUACCUUGCGGACGAUGGAGUGUUCAGUCCUCUAAGUUCCCUAGAGGUUCUCGAUCUCUCUUUGAAUGUAUUCCGUAGAAUACCCUUCGAUGUUCUACGGUUGCCCGUGUUAAGAAAACUCGACUUUUCGCAAAACGGGAUUCUUCUGGACGAUCCAGAUGUUUACAAAGGUGCUCCAGUCAGCAACAGCCUGAAGGUGCUGUCACUUGCCAAGAACAAGCUGAAAGAAUUUCCCCCCCUGUGGAUGGUGCCUCAGUUAGAGUACUUGAAUGUUUCAGGGAAUGAACUGCGAAGUAUAAAAAUCACAGACAUUGCUCCGAUGUGUCGCUUGAAAGAAAUAGAUGCAAGCCACAACUCAAAAUUGUUUAAAGGUGGACUCGAUAAGUGUGACUGUUACUUGUUCUCCACAUGGAUUGAGAGGAGGAACAUUAAGUUAAUUCCGCAAGUGUCUCUCAACUGCCCUACAACCGAUACAGAACUGUGUGACAAUUCAACAUCACUGAGAGAAGCAUUAGAUCUCCAUUCGAGAUGUAAUAGCAAAGUAGAGACAUUUCAGCGUCAAGCUGCAAUAAAGAAGACAUGGAUGUGGGCAGGGAUAGCAGCUGCUAUCAUUGUGAUCAUCGUGCUCACUGGGGCACUGUUUAUGCACUGCAGGAAUUCCUCCAGGAGAAAAGUGUCUGCAAACAAUAACAACCAGAUGGCGUGUAAUGACGUGAAGAAAAUGCCUCCAGACCCUUCAUCUUCACAGCUCCUACAAGACUUGUAGUUCUUAAUGGAGCAGAAAGUGACUCGAGAUUCCUACACAUUCUCUCAUCUCUUUGUACAUUCAACUGUUCUGCAAUACGACUGUGAUGUUUCUGUGAUGUAAGUGAUUAGUAUUAGUUUCGCUUCGUGAAAGUGAAUGCAAUGAAAAUAUGAUAGUGCAAAGACGUUCAAAGACAAUAUAUACAAUCACUUUAGUGUUCAGUGUGGCUGUGACUAGAGCAAGAAACUAUAGCUCACAAACUUACCAUGUCCAGCAUUUAUGUGCCUAAGAAGUGUUCCAUUAAAUUUAUGAAAGUUAUGACAACUCUAGGAGAUAACAAACCAAGCAAAUCUAUUUGAAAUUUUGCUAUGGAUCAAAGGCAGUUAAAUAUCAUUCAUCAUCUUAUUGAGUGAAAAGCAGUCAAAUUUUGGCAAAACAAUGAACUUCAAAACGAAAGAAUGAAUUAAGAGUAUAUUCAAUAAUAUAACAGUAUGCUGGAAUUGGCAGUGUUAUUUUUCAGCAGAUAUUAUUUUCAAGAUAUGUUGUAGUGGUUAUCUAACCCAUACUGCUUUGGAACAUGAAUGAGGCUUAUUUCUUAUGUGUUUAGGUGAAAAUAAGAGGACCCCCAAGGUUUCUCAUUGCCCUCAACAAUAUUUUUACUCCUCUAAAAUUAGUAUAGAGCUAAAAGUUCAAGAGAAAAGUGAUAUUAAAACCUGCGAGCACCUUCAUUUAGCAAUAUUUAUUAUAGAAAAGUUAUUUUGAUUAUAAAACGUUAAAAUUCUUGUCGUAUUGUUUCAAUCUUUGUUAGAGGUACUCGUACAGACGUUAACUGUUAACAGAAUCUGCAUGGAAGUCAUUUGAGUAUAAAUAUUAAUGAUGUUUUAAAUUUGAUUAAGACAGUAUAAAAAUCUCCAGUAACAGAAUGUUACUUUUAAUGACAUCCAUGAAAUUACAGAGGCAGUUAUAUAAAUGAUUGAAUUUGUUAUGUAGUGACGAGUGUGCCAUUUUAUCAGAUAUGCUGAAUGGUGACUUGUACUAUAUCAGACUAAGUUUGGAAAGUUAGACAGUUCCUAUAGGUUCUUCUUGAAUGCACUGUAAAUAUGCUCAUUCAGUGAACUGCUUGUUAAUUAUCAGAAUGCAGUAAAAUCAUUUCUCACAGUGCAGCACAAUGACAGCAACAAUGCUAAAUAGGUGUUCUUACCUUACAACCUAUGUAACAUAAAUCACUGCUGAUCAGUAUAUUCGAACUAAUUCGGUGAAUGUUAGGCAUUUAAGUCAGUUUGUAGGCUAUUUUCUAGUUAGUAUGAACUUUUGCAUGUUGUAACUUGACUGAAAAUGAGGUUUUGCCAACAUUUCGGUUUCAUGUAGUGUGUUCAAUAUUUGCUACUGAUCACCACCUUGGAAAACCCACACACAAUUAGACAAUAAAGUCACUUGUGUUGUGUGAUGUGUAUUAAUCUCUACUUGUCUGUCCAGAUUUCACAGCAGAAAAACUACCUAAUAUGUUGUUACAGUUUUAAAUCCUUUUUCAUACUGUUUUUUUUUUUAAUUGUGUCUUUUUGUAGGAUAAGAGUUGGUAAUUUUCUAGGUGUGUUACAUUCUUAAUGUCUUCAUGUUCAGUUUAUCAUAUAAAUCGGCCUUCCAUCUUUAAGUUAAAGGGUGUAUCAAUGCUCUAUCCCGAUAAUGUUAAAUUUAACAUUGUUCUAGUCCAUUUCUUUAGGAACUAUCCAAGGCAAUAAAACUUUGAAAGGAUGUAGUGCAAUAUCUUACACAUUCACUGAUUUCUUAGCACAUAUCUCACUUUGUUAGGGAUCAAGACAUGAAUUUAAUGCAGGUCUUAAAAAUUUAGGUAAGUUUUAAAAAAAUAUUUUUAUGAUCAAAGAAUGAGUGCUAUCUGUACCAGUGUAGAUCCACAUAAAUAAAAUAUCACCACCAAUAAGAGGUAAAAAUUACAGAACAUUAAUUGGAGUAUCUUCUGAGAUAAUGGGAUACACUUGCAAAAACCUAGUUUAUCAGAAAUUGCACUUGAAAGUUGAAGUAAAGGAAAACUGACUAUUGAAUGAAGUGACAGCCUAAGACUCUCCAGCUUUCGAACGUUUCUCUUUCUGGGAAUCUUGCUGCUGUUGCUCUUGUAUAUUUAACAUAGUUUCUGCCUUGAGGACUCGCUGACUAUCCAUUUCUUGUAGGAUUGCCUCUGUAUUGUGGCCAGACUUAAAAUUUCUUCAGAACCUUUAUUCUGCUCGCAUUCAUCACUGAAGUAGAUUAAAGCACUAUUGACCCCAAUAUUCACUCCUUUCAAGCCCAAAAUACACUUUUGUACACCCUGGUCCAUUUUACAUUGUUGACUCAUUUACAGUUUGAGGUUUUCCUGAAAUGCAUUACUUUAGAAGAUCUGUAUGUCCUAGAUCUCUAUGUGCUGGGUUUACUACUGCUCCAACAGCUUCAGUGAUGGCGUUACAAUGGGUAUACUUAGUUCCUGUUGCCUCAGCUCUAAAGUAUUACACGAGUCAAUUGAACACAAUUUGUGUAGUGGUUUCUCAUCACUUAACUUUGCCCAGACAGCAUUUCUCAUUCCUUACAGGUUGUCUGUAUUCUUUCUAAUGGCUUGGCCAAAGUAUUCACUUUUAUGUCUGUCAGACAUCAUUUAAACAGUCUUGCCUUCUUCUUCAAGCUUAUUGCUAGAAAUGUUCUGCCUGAUUUUAUGCAGUCAGAUAUCCAUUCAUUUACGUACAGGACACAUAUUCUAACUUUUGUGGUGUUACAUCGUCAUAGGACCUGCUGAAAAUUAUUGAUUCGAAUGAACUGGAAUCACCAUCACAAUGAAUUCAGCAUAACAAACCCCAUGUUGUUCUUGACAGUGCUGAAAGAUCUUCAGUGAUGAGAAACUUCCAUACCUCCACUAGAUCCCUCAUUUGUUCUUUGACAGUUAGGUUCAUGCAGUUGUUUCAUUUCAUUAUUAGUACCAACGUUUGUGCAUCUACGGCAAUGUUUCAACAGUACUUCAACAUCAAGCAUCUGCCCCUUAUUAAUACUUACAGCAUCUGCACAAGAUUGUUUAGCUUCAUGGUCCAUUUUCUUCCACAGUCCAUCAAAUCCUAUUCAAAUGUCAUUGUUACCAUUAUUUCCGUCAACUACUUUUACUGUUGCAGAUUUAAUUGAGUCUUUGCCAUUACUUCUACCAUUUCCCGCAAAAGCAUCUGUGUACCUUGAAACAUUAGUAACUGACCAUGACAGAUUCAUAAGAGCACACAGUUUUUCCAGCCCAAGAGUCUUUACUGAUGCAUCUCAGCCCAUAGAAAUAUCUGAUGUUUGUCUCAGAAAGGAUACUGUUCUACAUUCUUCAGAGGUCCAGAAUUCUUUCUUACUCUCUCAUCUCGAACAAGAUACUUCCAAACUAAGAACUAAACUAUUCCUUUUGAAGACUUUUUAGAAAUUAUCCUCUCUCCAUCACACAGAUGACAGCAAUUAAUUUUAUUGAACAUUGCAGUCAUUCAUUACUGUUGACAGGCUGCUUCUUCAAAGCACUUGAUGUAAAGCAUUUCAUUCAGUGUUGCUUGCCCUAACCUCAAUCUCUGGAUGUGGGGUUACAAAAGGACAUGAUCUUUAGAAUCCAUUUAAAGGAUUUCUUCUCCUCCCAAUUAUUCCCAUUGGUGGAUUCAUAUUAAAGAGAGAGAGACAAUUCAAUGAGCAACAUGUUCAAAUAUACACAAUGGAAGGUGUAAAGUGAGUUACAAAAAUUUGUUGGAACUAUUCAUUAUACCAUAAACAGGAAGUAGUAUCAGAGCAACCAAUGAAGCCAAUCUAGACAGUAGGAGGUUUACUAUAAAUCAAAGCAAAUCACGGACUUCGGGACCAAACAGCUCCUGAGAUAACUUGUUGUAACUGUGCAAGUGCUCAUCAAAACUGUAGAAAUUACUUAAUUACUUAAUUUUAAAAUAAAUUAAAAUACAUAGUUAUCUACAAUGUACGGAACAUACACAAAAUUAGAGACAACUUCAAAUAACAAUUUUCCAUUAAAAAAAUGAAAAUUGAAGUUAUACACCCCCCGCCUUUUGCAGUUACCUUAAAAGUUGACAGAAAUGUUACAGACACAUUUAAAUUCUAGUUUUCAAAACAUUUAAAAUCAUAUGUAAUUUCAAAACUAUUUAUUUUAAGACAUGAUAGGUUCCCAGAGAGAGUUUGUUGAGAGUUGGAUGCAGGCAUCACGAUAUCAAUACACUUUACUUACAUGCUCAGUAAAGUGUUGAAUAUUCCUAAGCACUCAGAAUAAUCAAAGACUUGCUUCCACAGCCCUGCAAAAAUCUUACACUGAAGAGAAGGACGAAAAUGAUUAGCUUAGAACGUCAUAAUUUCAUAAUAUGGACUUGUAAUUCAAACAUUAUUACAAACAUUGAACUUCUAUGAUCCUGUAGGAGAUGUGGAGAAAGUACACCUAUGAAUGACCAGGAACACACAACCCUGACAAUGUUCUUCAUAAGAGGCUUUACUGCAAAGAAGAAAAUCUAAUAAAAUAUUAAACAUGUAGCGUCUGUGGACUUCAAGGCGUAUUAUGUUGCGUAGGUAAUAAAUGAAAUUGCUUGUCGACCUAUACAAACAUUUUGUACAGUGAAAUUUUACCAUAUUGUAGCUAAAUUUCCAGUUUAGAUUUGUUUCAUUUCUAUCUAUAUGAAUAGACCACUACUGUCUUAAUGUAAUGUUUUCUGAACGUUAGUUGUUCAUUGUGAGAACUGAUACUAAUUAUUUGAUACUCCCUAUGACUGAAAACGUAAUUAUCUUUCAUCAGGUACAUGAAGCAAAUGUUGGCAAAACACUUAACCUGAAGUUAAAGCUGCCAUGAACGUGGGUUCAGUUUUUUAAUGUAUGAGCUGGCAAAAUUUCGAAAAACGAUUUCUCACGAAUUGCUGUUAAAAUUAAGAAAAUUUUUUUCUAGUCAACAUGUUUCUGUUCUCAAAUGUAUUGUUCCGUACGCUAUGUUGUAAUUUAGAAAUUUUCUAUGUUGUAAUUUAGAAAUUUUCAUAUAGAGGAAAAUGGGCUGAAUGUAGUUGUUACAUUCGAUCUCUCUCUCUCUCUCUCUCUCUCUCUCUGUCUCUCUGUCUCUCUCUCUGUCUCUCUGUCUCUCUCUCUGUCUCUCUGUCUGUCUGUCUGUCUCUCUGUCUGUCUGUCUGUCUGUCUCUCUGUCUGUCUGUCUCUCUCUGUCUGUCUCUCUCUCUCUCUCUCUCUCUCUCUCUCUCUCUCUCUCUCUCUCUCUCUCACGCACACUUGUAAUCUGGUAAUCUGUUUUUAGGCCUGUAAAAGCCGUGUAAUUGAUGAUGUGAUGAUUUAUGGGACAUAGUUAUUUCUUAUUUAGUUUAUUUUCAGAAAACACGUAUUAACUGUUUUGUACAGACAUAUAGUUUUAUAAUAAAGGUGUAAAUAAAU